CUCCUGGUUAAUGACUCAACAAACUCUCUCUUGAUACCCCGGUACUCGACGUGGAAAUGGCGUUUUAUUUUGAGGAGGGAGUCACAUGAGCUUCUUUUUGUCUUUUUUCAAUCUUGAUGUUCUUCUUGUUCUUGGUACUCAUGGCGCGUCUACAAAAGAUCUUGAUGAAUCCUCCCCGCUGAACGUGUUCUCUUACUUCAAUGUCAUGAAAUUGAACUGUCCCGCCCUUCCUGCAGAAGUACAUUCAUCAAUCAUUGGUAGCUCUUCUCCGACUUUCAUUAACCCCGAUCCUCAGUUCGGGUAUUUCUUUUUGUUUCUGGUAGGGGGAGCGAUUUAUGCGCUGGCGUGCGUGGUCUGGCUCAGCUCUUCUUCUCUUGGAUAGAGUUUUUGUCACUAAGUUUUAUGCCCUUAUUUAAAUAUCUUAUCAUUUUG
Molecule: messenger RNA, 432 nt
Organism: Aspergillus saccharolyticus JOP 1030-1
Lineage: Eukaryota; Fungi; Ascomycota; Eurotiomycetes; Eurotiales; Aspergillaceae
Exons: 1
Coding region: 86-382 (98 amino acids)
Source: RefSeq, a predicted model, not a curated record